Cyprinus carpio (common carp) is the source of this 3862-nucleotide messenger RNA. Its product is annotated as ATP-dependent zinc metalloprotease YME1L1-like. The record is from RefSeq and is a predicted model, not a curated record. Gene Ontology annotation, biological process: mitochondrion organization; protein quality control for misfolded or incompletely synthesized proteins. Gene Ontology annotation, molecular function: ATP binding; metalloendopeptidase activity; ATP hydrolysis activity. Gene Ontology annotation, cellular component: mitochondrial inner membrane. Lineage: Eukaryota; Metazoa; Chordata; Actinopteri; Cypriniformes; Cyprinidae.
UUGUUCUUGUUAUCUAUCAUUUUAUUAUAUUUAUUUUGACUGCUUUACUGACAGUUUGGCGCGUGAAGCGCUGACAAAAUUAGUAAAAUAUGCCUCUCGCGGCGAAAUGAUAUUUAACCAGGUGGUUUAUUUUCUACUCAUUCUUUUGGGGGUCUUUAAACAACCCGGAAGUAAAGCUCACCGGUCGCUUAGUUCGUAAAUUAACAUUUUCAGACGAUUCCAACACGCCAGUUUGGUUAUAGUGUAAUUGUAUAUUAUCAUCACAAUAUUUAUGACUUCCAAAAUAGUGCAUUAUCAUAUAAAUAACAAAGAUGCUCUGCUUUUACAGUUUAUUUUGAUCAGAAUAAGAAAUGGAACAAAGCGGAGUGGGUUUUUAAUUGAUUGACAUUUUCUUAUCGUUCCAGCCUUUGUAACUUUAUCGGCUUGUCAUAUGAUUAUUUUACGAUUUUAUGUUAUAGUUGAUUUAAAAAUUGUUAAUAAGGUAAUGAACUAAAUCAUUUAGCAAAAUACUUUUUCGCGCCUUACCGUUACUGUCCAGCAGGCGGCGGCGGCGGCAUCAAAGACAACGAUUGUUGAUUUAGACCACCGCCGAAGAAGUGAAGACAUACGUAAGAGCGAUUAAUUCGCUGAAUUUAACAACGUUGUCUUUCGGUUAUACAAAGGGAAGGGCGGAGUCACCGGUGAGAUUAACAACACCUAGAGAUUAACCCAAGAACAGAAGAGCAGCGGAUCUGACAGCAGCAAAGGAAAACCUCUGAACGAAAAAUUAAGCGAAAUAUGUUUUCUCUUCCUACAACCUUUCAGUCGCAGGGAACAGUGCCUUUGACCCAUCUGAUCAAUGUGGUCCAGUACCUGAAGAGUUCAGCCAACACUGCCAUUACCACAUCGGUGCAGGGUCUACAGAGAGACCUUUCACCUGAACAUGACCCACUUCUCAAUGAGCCCAAAGUAAAUUUAAAGGACCUGGGUCUGUCAGAGCUGAGGUUCAGUCAUGUACGGGAUGUUCUGGAGCGCCUGCUGCCUUCUAGAGAUCCAGAGGAGAAAUCCAUAUCCAGCGCUGCUCAAUACUCAACAACAUGGAGAACAUCUCACAUUUCUGCCUCCUCCUUUUUCCAAAACAAAUAUGGGUUCUCUCACAAGCACAUGGGACUCUUUGGCUCUCCAGUGUUUCGCAGGCAAAGCUCCAGCCCGCUCCAGGCGGCCUGCGUAGAUCUGCAUCAUCUGCAAUUAUGGGUCCAAAACAGAGGUUUCAAGACAAUGAAGUCCAAGACUAGACAUCUGCAGUCUGGUUUUGAAGGUCCAGUAGAUGCAGAGAAUUAUAAGCCAGCCUUUAUGAAGGGCCUCCUUAUGAAGGAAAAGCAAGACAUGGGGAGUCUUGAACAGUUAUUGAAACAGAAUAACUUGCCAGAGUCUGACCAGGAUGCUUUUAAGAUCGGCUUCACAGAGGGCAUCAUGAAAGCUCAGGCUUUGACACAGAGAACUCAAGACUCUGUAAAGAGGACACGUCUGAUUAUUCUUGUCCUCCUGCUGGUGGGUCUGUAUGGUGUGUCCAGAAGCCCUCUCUUCUCGGGUAAAGGGUCAUUUUCCGACACUGUUCGUUUCCGCACCACCUCUGGUCUGGAUUCAGCUGUGGACCCCAUUCAGAUGAAGAAUGUCACCUUUGAACAUGUAAAAGGUGUGGAGGAAGCCAAAAACGAGCUUCAGGAUGUUGUUGAAUUUUUGCGAACCCCCCAGAAAUUCACUGUGCUCGGUGGUAAACUUCCCAAAGGUAUCUUGCUUGUGGGGCCUCCAGGAACAGGAAAAACCCUGUUGGCCAGAGCUGUAGCAGGUGAAGCAGACGUGCCCUUCUACUACGCCUCCGGGUCAGAGUUUGACGAAAUGUUUGUGGGAGUCGGCGCGAGUCGCAUCAGAAACCUUUUCAAGGAAGCCAAAGCUAGUGCACCAUGUGUAAUAUUUAUCGACGAACUGGACAGUGUAGGAGGAAAGAGAAUUGAGUCUCCAAUGCACCCAUACUCGCGACAAACCAUCAACCAGCUGCUCGCUGAGAUGGAUGGGUUUAACCCCAAUGAAGGAGUCAUCGUGAUUGGAGCUACGAACUUUGCUGAAGCUUUGGACAAUGCUCUGGUGAGACCUGGCCGGUUUGACAUGCAGGUCACCGUCCCAAGACCAGAUGUGAAGGGCCGCACAGAAAUACUGGAGUGGUAUUUGAAAAAAAUUAAAGUGGAUUCUGCUGUUGAUGCAGAGAUCAUUGCCAGGGGAACGGUGGGUUUCUCUGGAGCCGGAUUGGAGAACUUGGUGAACCAGGCGGCGCUGAAAGCAGCAGGCGAUGGGAAAGACCUGGUGACCAUGAAGGAGCUGGAGUUUGCAAAGGAUAAGAUCCUGAUGGGCCCAGAGCGCCGGAGUGUGGAGAUAGACAAGAGAAAUAAGAUGAUCACAGCCUAUCAUGAAUCAGGACACGCUAUAGUGGCUUAUUACACCAAAGACGCAAUGCCCAUCAACAAAGCUACCAUCAUGCCACGCGGCCCUUCACUUGGUCAUGUAUCCUUGCUGCCAGAGAGUGAUCGCUGGAGUGAGACACGGGCCCAGCUGCUGGCUCAGAUGGACGUCAGCAUGGGCGGCAGGGUUGCUGAGGAACUGGUGUUUGGAAAUGAUCACAUCACUACUGGAGCAUCCAGUGAUUUUGAUGGAGCAACUAAAAUAGCACAGAUGAUGGUGACGCAUUUUGGAAUGAGUGACAAGCUGGGGGUCAUGACCUAUAAUGACCUGACGAACCAUAGCCCGGAGACCCAGGCCGCUGUAGAACAGGAAGUCAGGGUGCUGUUGCAGAACUCGUAUGAAAGGGCAAAGACGCUACUUAAGACCUACAGCAAAGAACACAAGCUGCUGGCCAGUGCCCUGCUGACUUACGAGACUCUAAAUGCAAAGGAAAUUCAGAUGAUCCUGGAGGGAAAGUCACUGGAUCCCAGAUGAUGAAGUCUUGGAUUAACAGAGACAUUUCAAAGCACAAUCUUACUGUACCUGUAAAUAUAAAUAUUUGUAAUAAGAAAGACAUUUGAAAGACUUUCUAGCCUUCUCUCCUAAUAUUUUUCAUUUUUCAGGCAAAACAUCAGCUUUCAAACAGACACUAAGCUAACAGAAAUUCAGAAUUUUCCCUUUUAAUUUAAGAGGGUGAAUUGAUGCCAAAAGUGCAUAUGCCUCAGCAGUGAACCAAUGGUAAUAACUACAAAUCAGUUAAACUAUAAAGUCUUGCUUUGUUUUUAGAACCUAAGUAUACUACAGCAAAAUUAUGAUCUUCAUUAUGAUGUUGGUUUUGUUCAUCCUAUUCUCUUUUACCCUGUCAUCAGAUUGAAGCACUUGUUUACAAGUUAUUUUAUGAAAUGGAGAAAAACAGGAAGCUCAUUUGAAAGCAAGUGGCAAAUCAGAAUGUCCUGUUUUCAAUAAUCAUAGUAGUACAGAUUGUUCACUUUUACCAUGCAACCUUAAACCACAAACCAAUUACGAAUAUGACUUCAGAAUGGCGGUAUUAUUUUAAGCUGAGCAAUUGACUCUGAGUACUGUAGAUUUUUGUGUAAUGUUUCUGAUGAAUCUUUCGACCUUAGUAGGCCCUAAUUUUAUUCAUUAAGUUAUUUAUUUCAGUAUACUUUUUUCCAGGGGUAGCUAAAAGCCUCCUGUCCCUAUCCUCUGCCACAUUUGGGUUGUCUGCAUGUGUAUGUUUAAAUGAUUCAGGUAACUGCAGUGUUUAUAUGUGUGUUUGAAAAAAUUAUUUGUGUGCUUUCUUUUGAAAUGAAUACCAUGAUUAUUUUUAUUUCUCCAAAUCAGAAAUGAACAUGGAUAGACUAAAUAAAUAAAAAAAUAAAGUUUA